AUGGAACAUCCACCCAGAUUUGUAAUCGAGCCAUCGGAAGCCCUGGCCAUGGCGGACUCCGCCGCCGUCACCGUUCCAGAGCUCCUCCCCAAACUGGUCCCCGCCGCCCAGCCCCUUGCCCGGCCCCCCAUCUCAAACUUCCAAGUGGCCGCCGUGGGCCUGGGCCCCUCGGGGCGCAUCUUCGUGGGCGUCAACCUGGAAUUCCCGGGCCUCCCCCUCCACCACGCGGUCCACGCGGAGCAGUUCCUCAUCACCAACCUUUCCCUCAAUGCGGAGCCCAGCCUGGCCUCCUUCGCCGUCUCCGCCGCCCCCUGCGGCCAUUGCCGGCAGUUCCUCCAAGAACUCCGCGGUGCCCCCGACAUCAAUAUCCUGGUGACCUCCCACCCGACGCCGCAAUUCAAUCCUCUCUCUCACUUCCUCCCUCACCAAUUCGGUCCCCACGACCUCCUCUCCCUUCGCGCUCCCCUUCUCUUGGAACCCCGCCACAACGCCUUAACCCUUAACUCCGACAACCUUAACAACAUCAACAACCACGCCGCCAUCUGCAACGGCCACGUCGACAGCCACAAGCUCAAAAUUGCGGCUCUCGAGGCCGCCAACAAAUCCCAUGCACCCUACAGUGGCUCCCCCUCUGGCGUCGCCCUCCUCGACCGCCAUGGCAAUCUUUACAAAGGCUCUUACUUGGAAUCCGCCGCCUUUAAUCCCAGCUUGGGUCCUGUCCAGGCCGCACUCAUCGCCUUCGUCGCCGCGGGCGGCGGCGACUACCACCAGAUUGUCGACGCCAUCUUGGUCGAGAAGGAAGACGCCAUCGUUAAACAGGAGCACACGGCCAGGUUGUUGCUUGGCACCAUUUCUCCAGAUUGCAACUUCAGCACAUUCCUUUGCCAAUGUCAGCCUUCGCCACCCUAA
This is a messenger RNA of Sphenostylis stenocarpa, 909 nucleotides long. The record is from the annotation of a GenBank genome assembly. NCBI's taxonomy places the organism in Eukaryota, Viridiplantae, Streptophyta, Magnoliopsida, Fabales, Fabaceae.